GGGGUUUGACCUCUCUUGAGUGCUGACCACUUCUCACAUUUUACAGAUGACUUCUCUUCCUUUUUUUUACUCCGUAUUUAAUUAACCAAAUUUCUUCUUUCUUUCGUUAUUUUCUCUCUCCUACCAACCACCUUCUUCCUGUCUGUCCUAAUUAUCAAAUCAAAUUUCCUAUAAAAUUCUCCAUUUCUCAUUUACAGGUUUAUCCACUUUUCCAUUACCUCAUUUCCAGACUUUUUUUUUUCUUUUCUUUCUUCUAGAAAAACACACAUUCAUUUUCUGGGUAUUUUCUUCUAAAUUUCAACAAUUUUAUUGAUUAUUUAUUGGGGGGAAGAAUUCCAGGUUGUAUUUUUGAGAUCCGCAUUUUUUUUUCUUGUACAAAUAUUCUUCAUUCUUAAUUUCAUUCAAUUUCCUUUGCUUCCCUUCAAAAUCAUUAUAAUUUAUUUUACCGGGAAUUUCUUAUAAUUCAAAACCCUUUUAAAUUGAUCGAAUUCAUAUCUUUCUGGGUUUUCAAGUUUCUGAAUUGGGGUUUUUUGUUAGAUCAUUUUGACCCUAAAUUGUUGAAUUUUUCUGGGAUAAGUUGCAAUUUUUCUGGGUAUUUCUAAUUUCGUUGAUCAUAAAUGGGGAAUUGCUGUAUUAGGCCAAAUGGGGGUGAAGAAGUUGAGAAAAAGAGAGGGAAAAAAACGAGGGAAAACCCUUUUGCAACUGAAUACAAAUAUGGAGGUUCAAAAUUGGUAGUUUUGAAAGAACCAACAGGAAAUAAUAUUGAGGAGAAUUAUGAACUAGGUAGAGAGCUUGGUAGAGGUGAAUUUGGUAUAACAUAUUUAUGUACUGAUAAAUUAACUGCAGAAGUUUAUGCUUGUAAAAAGAUAUCGAAAAAGAAGCUUAGAACUGCAAUUGAUAUUGAGGAUGUUAGGAGGGAAGUUGAAAUUAUGAGGCAUAUGCCUAAACACCCUAAUAUUGUGACCCUUAAGGAUACUUAUGAGGAUGAUUAUGCUGUCCAUUUAGUCAUGGAAUUGUGUGAAGGAGGCGAGUUGUUUGAUCGAAUCGUUUCAAGGGGGCAUUAUACCGAAAGGGCGGCUGCUAUUGUUUUGAAAACCAUUGUUGAAGUAGUUCAGGCAUGCCACAAGCAUGGUGUGAUGCAUCGUGACCUGAAACCCGAGAACUUCCUUUUCGGAAAUAAGAAGGAAACAGCCCCUCUGAAAGCAAUAGACUUUGGGCUCUCAGUAUUUUUCACUCCUGGAGAAAGAUUUAAUGAAAUCGUGGGGAGCCCGUACUAUAUGGCCCCUGAAGUUCUUAAAAGGAAUUACGGCCCUGAAGUAGAUAUUUGGAGUGCCGGAGUUAUCCUUUACAUUUUGCUAUGUGGUGUUCCACCUUUUUGGGCAGAAACUGAGCAAGGAGUAGCACAAGCAAUUAUUAGGUCUCUAUUAGAUUUCAAGAGAGAUCCUUGGCCUAGAGUUUCUGAUAAUGCAAAAGAUCUUGUGGAAAAGAUGCUUGACCCUGAUCCUGCUCGCCGACUUACUGCUCAGCAAGUUUUAGAUCAUCCUUGGUUGCAGAACAUCAAAAAGGCACCUAAUAUUUCUUUGGGUGAAACAGUGAAAGCUAGACUUAAACAGUUUUCUGUAAUGAAUAAGCUCAAGAAAAGAGCACUAAGGGUUAUUGCUGAGCAUUUGUCAGUGGAGGAAGUUGCCGGAAUCAAGGAAGGAUUUGCAUUGAUGGACACUGGGAAGAGGGGGGAAAUUGGAAUUGAUGAAUUAAAAUCCGGAUUGCAUAAGCUUGGUCAUCAGAUUUCAGAAGCGGAUCUCCACAUUCUAAUGGAUGCUGGUGAUGUAGAUAAAGAUGGAUUCUUGAAUUAUGGAGAGUUUGUAGCAAUAGCUGUUCAUCUAAGGAAAAUGGGCAAUGAUGAGCAUUUGCAGAAAGCUUUCUUAUUUUUUGAUCAAAAUAAAAAUGGGUAUAUCGAGAUAGAGGAGUUGAGGCAUUCUCUAGCUGACGAACUUGAUGACAAUAGCGAAGAAGUUAUAAAUGCCAUUAUGAGAGACGUCGAUACAGAUAAGGAUGGACGAAUAAGUUAUGAAGAGUUUUCUGCAAUGAUGAAAGCCGGAACAGAUUGGAGGAAAGCCUCAAGGCAGUAUUCACGAGAACGAUUUAAUAAUCUCAGCUUGAAAUUAAUUAAGGAUGGUUCAUUGCAAUCGGCUAAUGAGGGAAGAUAACCCUUGGUGUGGUUAUUAGAAGAGAUUUUGGUUUUCUUCAAGUUCUUUCAUUCUUGUUAGUGUUGUUUUGCUUUCAUGAAUUGAGAUUCCCCUCUGUUUUUGGAAGAUCGCGAUAAGCACUUAUGAAGCCUAGCUAGGGCGUGCCUGACAUACAAAACAUAUGUUUUGGUGUUCUCAUUUUUUUGUGGAACAGAAUAUCGAGUGAGCGUUUUUCUUCUUCUUUUCCCCAUUUUUCUUGUAAGGGAGGAGGGGGGAGAUUGUGCUGAAAGUGAUGCAUGCAAAUUCGAAAAAAAAAAAUCUCCAAUUUUCGAUGUAAAUACAUGUAAUUUUCUCAAAAAUCACAAAUCUUAAAUUCAUAAAUCAUAAUCCUGAUUUUUACAGGUUAAAUGAUAUUUAUUGUUAUAUACUUGUGUAGAUGUUCUAGUUAUAUAGAAAUAUCAAUUAUAUCAUAUUUAAAUAGAUUUGAUGAAGCAAUCUAACAGAAAAUCUUCAGCAACACAAGACCUGGCAUUGUGCAGUUGGAAUUAUGAAAUUGACAAAGAUAUGUUGAAAUUUCAAUAUAAACGUGUUGGCUCGGCAUUGGCGAUAUAUUAAUCAUAUCAUUACAUUACUUUGUUUAUUAUAUUGUUGAGCUUAAUAAUGGUGCACAUGUAAAUUGUAGCACAUUAGAGUAGAAUAAAUAUGGGAGUAAUCUGUUAUAUAUGAUGAUCUAUUCAAGUUUGGAGGGUUACUCUUUUUGACUAUUGGUUUAGUGAUAGGACUCCCUCCACUUGAGCUUUUGUAACUUGUAAGUCAUCCCAACUUUUCUCUUUUGUGAGUUGGCUUUGAGGUUGGCUUCUUAAUUAUGUAGCUGUAUAUUUAUAGGCAUUAAUCA
Molecule: messenger RNA, 3081 nt
Organism: Chenopodium quinoa (quinoa)
Lineage: Eukaryota; Viridiplantae; Streptophyta; Magnoliopsida; Caryophyllales; Amaranthaceae
Product: calcium-dependent protein kinase 32-like
Exons: 7
Coding region: 618-2207 (529 amino acids)
Biological process (GO): peptidyl-serine phosphorylation; intracellular signal transduction; protein autophosphorylation
Cellular component (GO): cytoplasm; nucleus
Molecular function (GO): calcium-dependent protein serine/threonine kinase activity; ATP binding; calcium ion binding
Source: RefSeq, a predicted model, not a curated record